UCUACAUCACAACAUCGACAAAAGGAGCUAAUUGCCUUACCUAGAAAUCAAGCACACAAUCCAUGGUGCGGUAAGAGUCAUGGAGGGAAGGAAUGCUAUUAGCAGAUUGGGGCAUGUUUCAAGUGUGGGAAGAUUGGCAACUUGAUCAAGGAUUGCUCGAUUCUCAAGGGAGCAAGUUAGCAGCCAAAAGAGCAAGAUACUAAGAAACCAAGGGUCUAAGGAAAAGUUUUUGCUAUCACAAGACAAUAAGUUCAAAACAUUCUUACAGUUAUAACAGGUGCGGUAAGAAUCAUGGAGGGAAGGAAUGCUACUAGGAGACUGGGGCAUGUUUCAAGUGUGGGAAGAUUGGCAACUUGAUCAAGGAUUGCUCGAUUCUCAAGGGAGCAAGUUAGUAGCCGAAAGAGCAAGAUAAUAAGAAACCAAGGGUCUAAGGAAGAGUUUUUGCUAUCACAGAACAAUAAGCCCAAAACAUUCCU
Rubroshorea leprosula is the source of this 476-nucleotide messenger RNA. The record is from the annotation of a GenBank genome assembly. NCBI's taxonomy places the organism in Eukaryota, Viridiplantae, Streptophyta, Magnoliopsida, Malvales, Dipterocarpaceae.